ACCGCGCCAUGUCCACGCCUCCGCUGGCGGCUUCGGGGAUGCAGCCCGGGCCCUUCGGGGGCCCGCAGGCUCAGGCCGCCCGCGAGGUCAACACGGCGUCGCUCUGCCGGAUCGGUCAGGAGACGGUGCAGGACAUCGUGUACCGCACCAUGGAGAUCUUUCAGCUGCUGAGGAACAUGCAGCUGCCAAAUGGUGUCACGUACCACAGUGGAACAUACCAAGACCGCUUAACAAAGCUUCAGGAUCAUCUUCGCCAACUUUCUAUUCUCUUCCGAAAGCUGAGAUUGGUCUAUGACAAAUGUAAUGAAAACUGCCGCGGCAUGGACCCCAUCCCAGUAGAGCAACUUAUUCCAUAUGUGGAAGAGGAUGGUUCAAAGAAUGAUGAUUGGGCUGGCCCGCCUCGUUUUGCAAGUGAAGAGAGACGAGAGAUUGCUGAAGUAAAUAAAAAACUCAAGCAGAAGAAUCAACAGCUGAAGCAAAUUAUGGAUCAAUUACGAAAUCUCAUCUGGGACAUAAAUGCCAUGUUGGCAAUGAGGAACUAA
Molecule: messenger RNA, 542 nt
Organism: Chrysochloris asiatica (Cape golden mole)
Lineage: Eukaryota; Metazoa; Chordata; Mammalia; Afrosoricida; Chrysochloridae
Gene: MED30
Product: mediator complex subunit 30
Exons: 4
Coding region: 9-542 (177 amino acids)
Biological process (GO): positive regulation of DNA-templated transcription
Cellular component (GO): mediator complex
Molecular function (GO): transcription coregulator activity
Source: RefSeq, a predicted model, not a curated record